CUUAAAUCAAGAGGCGGAUACGGAGGGGUGUAUGUGAGCGCGGCUUCGUGCGGGUUCAUUGUUACGGGUGUAUAGACGUGAAGAAGCCGAACCAGCAGACAUGGGCAGCACCGAGUCCAAAAGCCAGAGUGCGGACACCGCCGCUAGCAAGACUGCGGAACAACAGGAAAAUGGUCACGUGAAGGCAAACGGCGAUACUCUCCCGAAGACCAAUGGGGACACAGCCGCUGCCAAUGGCUCCGCAGAGCCGGUCACCGAGGAGGCGGGAUCCGGGGAGACUAUCGAACAAGCUCCGCCAGCUAACGGGGAGGCGAAACCAGAGGAGCCCCCAGGAAAGCAGGCAAAGAAGAAAAGGUUCUCCUUCAAGAAGAACUUCAAGCUGCCUUUUAGGAAGACCAAAAAAGACGCAGCGGCUGAGGAGGCGCCCCCUGCUGGGGAAGAAGCUGCUGCUACCGCCACCCCCGAGCAAGAAGAGGCGGCAGCGCCUGCGGCAGACGCUAAACCUGUGGAGUCCACCAGUGACAAUGCCGAGCCCGCCAGCCCCGCCGAGGAACCCAGCCCCGAAGCUGCUGCUCCUGUACCCGCUGAGGAAGCUGCUGCCCCCCAGCCCGAGGAGGUGGUCUCUCCUCCAGAGCAGACCCCCCAGAGCGAAGAGUCCGUGCCCAGUACGGAGGCGCCCACUGAGCCUCAGAAGGAGGAGUAACUGCGGCCCCGGAGGUGUCCUCCAUAGACUGUACCGAGCUGAGCCCUUUUUUUAGACCUGUUAUUCACCACAGCCCUGGGUCCUGUGCAGCAGGGUGUGAACAGACCCCUCCAUGAUAACAUUCACUGCCCUCAUUAGGUGUUAACUCAUGUCCUGCUGAGGUGGACUGGAACAGACUGCCGCCCUCUGCCGUGUUCUAGUCACUGACCAUCCAUCGCUGAUAUGUAGCUGGAUCAGGGGGGCGCUGUCCUUGGACCCCCCUCCUCCUCAUCUGAGUGUUGCGGACUCUUCCUCAGGAUGUGAGCUGUGACUGUCACUUGAGAGAGAAUGUGUGCAUUUCUGUAAAUACUUAUUUUUUUUAUAGUCUAGUUCUGUGGUGACUUUUUUUUCUAAAUUCCUUCAGUUGUGUUUAUUUUUAUUCAUUGUGAUAUUUUAAAAAAAAUAAAUUUUAAUCCCCCUUUA
Molecule: messenger RNA, 1165 nt
Organism: Hyla sarda
Lineage: Eukaryota; Metazoa; Chordata; Amphibia; Anura; Hylidae
Gene: MARCKSL1
Product: MARCKS like 1
Exons: 2
Coding region: 101-703 (200 amino acids)
Biological process (GO): actin filament organization; central nervous system development
Cellular component (GO): cytoplasm; plasma membrane
Molecular function (GO): calmodulin binding; actin filament binding
Source: RefSeq, a predicted model, not a curated record